GUUAGUAGCAUAGCUAGUUUUCAUAUUUUGAACUAUAGGAGAACUAGUUGCCUUAUAAACCCUUUGGAGUGGAGAGAAUUGAGCAAUGUGGGACUCAAAAGUCCCUAGAAGACCUGCAGCAGCUGCUGGACGGACUACACCCUCAAAAGUCCCACAUCUCCUAGAUCUUGCAUCUUAGCUCACUCCAAAGGUUAUAUAAGAAGGCUUAGGGGUCUCCUUUUUGUACACCUUACCUUGAUUCAAUGAAUUUGAGUUGAUUUGCACUUUUGCAAUCCUCUUUGAGAUAGAAUUCUGUCUCUAAAGUCCCAAAUUUGGGCAGACCUUAUCUUGUUCAAGCAAGUGGCGGUCCUCCUCUUGAUGCUUAUCUUGGAAGCUUGUUCAAGUGGCGCAUCUUCAAUUCCUAAGUUUCCUUUUCCUUAAUCUCUUUCAUUUUUAAUUUCUUUCCCAUUCUCUUAAAUGUCAUUUAGUAUAUUCUCUCUAGGUAUGCACUUCCCCAUCAUGUGGUAUCAGAGCCUUAGGUUUUUGAUCUCUUAGGAAUUGCAUGCUAGAGUAGAAUAGCUUAGAUAUGUUCAUUUUCGCUGAACCAUUUUUCUGUCUCGCCCAGCCUUUGCGUGAAAAUACAGUGAACUUGUAUGAUUUAGUUUAGCUUCAUUUCUUGUCGGUUUUCCAUGAAAUUUUUUUCCUAGUUUCGUCUGGAUGUCUAGUUUCAUGAACAUAUUUUACUUUUCUCAAAUUCGUUCUGUACUGUUCCCAGUAAAUUUUUUUCUCCACUGUGUUCAUCCAGUUUUCUGCUGUUGAAUUAAUACUCCACUGUUUUGCUUUGUUGUUGGCUGUUUGGACAUUUUGGUGGCUGGAAUUGCUCCCUGGACGUUGCUACACCCUCUCAAUACUCUUAAGCAAGGAAUCAACACUUCAAAUCAAUGCUUUGAGGGACUAAACCGUGGCUGUCCAGAGCCUUGUGCAAGUAGACAUUUCAUCAAACAGCAACAAUGCUAUUGGAGGUCUUCAACAAUUUUCAUUCAUUCUUUGGCUUCUACCAUGUGCUGUCUUGAUUUGGCUUCUUUGCAUUGAGGGUGGAUUGUACAUCUUUCCAUUUGCUUUGGACUUGAGUUGGUGCUCUCAAAGUGGACUUGUGAGACAUUACUAUUUUGAAAGAAGAGUGCAUGUGAGUGGAGUGAUCUUGCUUUGUUUUGCCAUCAACACCGUGAGUUUUGAGCCUAAUUUUUUGGUGCUGCUGUGAGUGAACCUUGGCUGCUGUUUACUUCAGUUUUGCUGCUGUAUUUGGACUGUUUUCUAACCUAUUUUUUGUGUAAGUAUUGCUGCUGUUUGCCUUUAGAAAACCAUGUCUGCAGGUUCAAGACACUCUUCUUCCAUUGGAAGUAGUCAUCACGGAAGUGCUUCUAGCAAAUUUGAUUUGAUGAAGGCUUUUCAACAAAUGCAACAUCAACUUGACUCCAUUAGUAAACGGUUGGACAAGGACGCGAAAGCAAAAGGGGAGCAACCUCAUGGUCAUGAUCAUGGUUUCUACAAGAAGAAGCAAGAAGCUAGAACUGUAAAUGUAUACCUUCCUUCACCAAAGAAGCAUCAAGAAGAUAAAGCUAUGGACCAAGGCCUUACACUACCAAAGUUGAAUUUGCCUACUUUCAAAGGAGAAGCCGAGCCGUUUAUUUUUCUAGAUUGGAUAGCUAAAGUAGACCAAAUUUUUGAUUUGUAUAGUGUAAAUGGACCUUUGCGUGUAAAGUUAGCUUGUUUAGCUUUAGAGGGAUACGCCAAACAAUGGCUAAAUAGGAGAUACUUAACCAUGGCCUCACCCGCGAGUACAUGGGAACAUUGUAGGGACAUUUUGUACCAACAUUUCGUACCUCCAUACUACCAUAGGGACCUCUUGAUUAAGCUCCAACAGCUUACUCAAGGUAGACGAAGUGUGGAGGAGUAUGCUCGUGAGCUCGAAGUGCUCCUACAUCAUACUAACCUUAAAGAAAAUGAUCAUGCAAAAAUAGUUAGAUUUAUUAGUGGACUUAAUAGUAACAUCCAAGAUAUAAUUGAAUUCCAUGAUGAUGAGACUUUAGAUGUAGUGGUUCAUAGAACCAUGAAAGUAGAGAAGAAACUCUUGAAAAAAGAAGCUUGUCACAACAAAUUUUCCAAAUCUUCAAGAGAUAUUUUCUACAAAUCCUCAUCAUCAAAGGAUAAAACCAAGGAUGUUUCUAAGGAGCCCACUAACAAAUCGUUUCCUCAUUCUUCUUCUAACCAUUCCUCUUCCCCACCUAAAUCUCCUUCUAGACCAAGUCACAUUAAAUGUUUUAAAUGUUUAGGACAUGGACAUAUAGCCUCUGCCUGCCCCACCAAAAAGGCAACAUGCAUUGAGGGUGAAGUAAUUAUGACUAAUGAGUCUACCUCUUCCUUAACUUCACCAAACUAUAGCUCUUCUUCCUCAUCAAGUGAUGCCAAAGAGAAGGUCAUGCUUACUUGUUUAAAUGAAGAAAGAAAAGAAAGAGAGGAGAGAGUAAAAGAAGAGACUGAGAGAAAAGAAAGAGAGGAGAGAGAAAAGAAAGAAAAAGAAGAACUUGUGAGAGAAAUGGAGAAGGACAAAGUCUUAGUUAAAAAGGAAGUGUUACUGAAGGCACCAUCCACUCCCAUCAUUCAAAUAGAUCUACACCAUGACAGGGGAGUUUUUCAAUCCUUCUACUUUUCUCCUUUUACUAAGUUUUCUUUCUUUGUUCCAAAAAUAUUUUGCACAACUUUUUCACCUCCCUCUUUCCUUCUUUCCAACUAUUCCAUAAACAUUUGUGAAACAUAUCAUGAGUUAGUGUUACCCCUUUGGUUCCAUUCAACUCAAGACAAAAAUAAUUUUUUCUCUAAAAAUGGUCUCCUAGUUUUCACCACUAAAUGCAAUAAAAAUAUCAGGAGACUUUCUUUUACUAUUACUUGUUUAUAUACAUUGAUUAGUCAACAUAAAUUCAUUCACAAAAUGUUUAAUGAUUUUUGCAGGUUGACAUUUGAUCCAGGAGGAGUUGCUUUGGUUUAUACACGAAAUAAGUCACUAAUCUCUCUUUGUUGCAGGUUUUUCAAGAUUCGAGGUCGAAUCCUCACCAACCUGGGGGGGAUGAUAUGAUCAUACAUGGGGCAACAAUGAAGAGUUUUCAAAGUGACAGCAAGCAUAAAAAAGAGUAGAAUAGGUUUCCUUUGGGUGUGUAUUUGCCUUUUGAUUUCUUUCUCUUAGUUGUUGUGAAUAAAUUGCUUAUAAACUCUUCUUUCUCUUUAAGAGCAAGCAAUGUGGGACUAUCCAUGGCUUGAUCUUAAAAAGAAGAGAAGAGAAAGUGAGCAUUCUAGGCGUGUAGGAGUUAGUAGCAUAGCUAGUUUUCAUAUUUUGAACUAUAGGAGAACUAGUUGCCUUAUAAACCCUUUGGAGUGGAGAGAAUUGAGCAAUGUGGGACUCAAAAGUCCCUAGAAGACCUGCAGCAGCUGCUGGACGGACUACACCCUCAAAAGUCCCACAUCUCCUAGAUCUUGCAUCUUAGCUCACUCCAAAGGUUAUAUAAGAAGGCUUAGGGGUCUCCUUUUUGUACACCUUACCUUGAUUCAAUGAAUUUGAGUUGAUUUGCACUUUUGCAA
Vigna angularis (adzuki bean) is the source of this 3612-nucleotide messenger RNA. RefSeq lists its product as uncharacterized. Gene Ontology annotation, molecular function: nucleic acid binding; zinc ion binding. Lineage: Eukaryota; Viridiplantae; Streptophyta; Magnoliopsida; Fabales; Fabaceae. The transcript is spliced from 2 exons. Bases 1343 to 3112 code for a protein of 589 amino acids. The record is from RefSeq and is a predicted model, not a curated record.